AUGGCUCGAACUACAGCCCCUGUGCCCAACGGAAACCUCAAGAAAAACAGCACAGCACAUAGUGCUGGGCCCCCCUCCAGUCGGCAGAGGUUUCAGAGACCAGAAUCCUUUGAGCAGGCUCCCAUGUACGUAGCCGUGAUGACAUACCUGGGGUUCGGCAUCGUCACACUGUUCGGAUACUUCAGGGACUUCCUCAGAGCAGUAGGACUGGAGAAAUGUCACAUCGCCAGGGAGAGAGAGGAGCAGAAGGAUUUUGUCCCCCUGUAUCAAGACUUUGAGAACUUCUACACCCGUAACCUGUACAUGAGAGUAAGAGACAACUGGAACAGACCAAUCUGCAGUCUACCUGGCCCGGUGUUUGACGUGAUGGAGAGGGUGUCCCCAGACUACAACUGGACAUUCAGUUUAACAGGGAAGACCAUAGACAAUGUCAUCAACAUGGGUUCCUAUAACUACCUUGGUUUCGCUGAGAACGACGGUGAUUUCCUGAAAACUGUGGCAGACAGAACCCAGCAGUAUGGUCUCGGUGUCUGCAGCACACGACAGGAAAUGGGUAACCUGGCUAUCCAUGAGGAGUUGGAGCAGCUUGUAGCCACCUUCCUGGGGGCAGAGUCCUCCAUGAUCUUCGGCAUGGGCUUUGCUACCAACUCUAUGAACAUACCGGCGCUGGUCGGCAAGGGCUGUCUGAUUCUGAGUGAUGAGCUGAACCACACCUCGCUGAUCUUGGGGGCCAGGUUGUCAGGGGCAACCAUCUGGGUGUUUAAGCACAACAACACGCAGAGCCUGGAGCGUCUGUUGAGGGAGGCGGUGUGUACUGGGCAGCCUCGGACUCACCGGCCCUGGAAGAAGAUUCUGAUCAUGGUGGAAGGAAUCUACAGUAUGGAGGGGUCUGUGGUGCGCCUGCCAGACAUCGUAGCCCUGAAGAAGAAGUACAAGGCCUACCUGUACCUAGACGAGGCUCACAGUAUCGGGGCGGUGGGGCCUACAGGCCGGGGUGUGACAGAACUGUUUGGUCUGGACCCCUCAGACAUCGACGUCAUGAUGGGAACAUUCACCAAGAGUUUCGGGGCUGCAGGAGGAUACAUCGCUGGGAAAAAGGUAGACUAUAUUAGGUUAUAUAGGCCCAACGCCCUAAGGGCCCAACGCCAGGGCCCAACGCCAGGGGCCCAACGCCAGGGGCCCAACGUCCUAAUGGCCCAACGCCAGGGGCCCAACGCCCUAAGGGCCCAACGCCAGGGGCCCAACGUCCUAAGGGCCCAACGCCAGGGGCCCAACGCCCUAAGGGCCCAACGCCAGGGGCCCAACGUCCUAAGGGCCCAACGCCCUAAUGGCCCAACGCCCCAGGGCCCAACGGCCCAACGCCAGGGCCCAACGCCAGGGGCCCAACGCCAGGGGCCCAACGUCCUAAGGGCCCAACGCCAGGGGCCCAACGCCCUAAGGGCCCAACGCCAGGGGCCCAACGUCCUAGGGCCCAACGCCCUAGGGGCCCAACGCCCUAAGGGCCCAACGCCCUAG
This is a messenger RNA of Salvelinus namaycush (lake trout), 1515 nucleotides long. RefSeq names its product serine palmitoyltransferase 3-like. The record is from RefSeq and is a predicted model, not a curated record. The transcript is spliced from 11 exons. Gene Ontology annotation, biological process: ceramide biosynthetic process; sphingosine biosynthetic process. Gene Ontology annotation, molecular function: serine C-palmitoyltransferase activity; pyridoxal phosphate binding. NCBI's taxonomy places the organism in Eukaryota, Metazoa, Chordata, Actinopteri, Salmoniformes, Salmonidae. Bases 1 to 1515 code for a protein of 504 amino acids. Gene Ontology annotation, cellular component: serine palmitoyltransferase complex.